CGCGACAACCAUUUUAAAAAAAUAUAAAUUCUUUUUGACUUUAUGAAAAAUAAAGAAAAUGAAAAAGUAAUGAAAGUACUUUUUCAGCAGUGAAAGGUGGCAGUGAAAGUGUGGAUUUGAUAUUUUUGAAAUAUAUUCUCGGUUUUUAUGUUCAAAGGACCUUAUUAAAGUUUCUAGAAGCGGCACAAUUAAUUACCAUACUAGUAAUAAAAGUUGUGAGAACAUGUGAGAAUUGAAGAAUUUCCUACAAACGAUCAAGAGACGGCAGGAUGACGAAAAUAGUAGAAAUUUUGAGGUCAAAAUUAACGGGACGAGCUCAUAUUUAUAGACAGGUGCUGGCCACAUUUGCAUCGUCUCUGCUGUCCCUCGCUGGGGGUAUCACAUUCGGGUUCACGGCGGUCCUGCUGCCACAACUUAAGACUGACACAAAAUUCCCUUACGAUGAAGUUUAUGACUCAUGGAUUGCCUCUAUCUCUCCGCUGGCCAUGAUGAUGGGGUCUCUGUUCUCUGGCUGGAUGAGUGACGGCGUCGGUAGGAGGAUGGGCCAGCUCAUCCUUAUCGUACCGUUCACACUCGGCUGGGUUAUCAUGGGCGUGGCUAACAACAACGCAGUCAUGCUGAUAGGAAGGUUCAUCACUGGAAUGUGCACGGGAGCUGUCAGAGCAAACAGCAUGGUCUACAUCGGAGAAUUAUCUGACCCGAAGCACAGAGCUGUGGCCCUCUUCUGGCCCUCGGCGGCCAUCCAUAUAGGAGUCCUAAUCAGCCAUCUAAUCGGCAAAUACACUUAUUGGAAAACCAGUUGCUUGCUUUUCACAGUACCCAACAUUCUUUGCUUCUUAAUCCUACUAUUCUUGAAAGAAAGCCCGCUAUGGUUGCUUUCGAAAGGUAAAAUCGAUGAAGGCGUACAAUCUUUCAAAGAAUUUAGAGGUGAAGGAGAAAGUGCGGAGAAGGAACUCACAAGUGCUUUAGAGAAGAAUAAAGAAAAAGCGGAAGAAACUACGACAUUCAGAGAUAUACUGGACAUAAUAUUUAGUAAGCCGUUCGUGAAGUCGAUGGCGACUAUAGUGUUAUUGUUUAUCGCGGUGCAAUGGUGUGGUAUCAACACUUUAUCAUUCUACGCAGAAACUAUCUUUGAGAAGACAUUCGGUGGUGAUAUUGAUGCAUUUAUGUUGACGAUAGUUACUGAUUCCAUUAGAAUCAUAGCAGCUAUCAGUAUUUACAAGAGGGACCCGAGAAGUGCUAUUAUUAAAAUCUCCAUGGUUUCUGGGAUCCUCAAGGUGCGUGCUAAGCCCGUACGAGAGUGGAACAGCCUACGCCUUUAA
Spodoptera littoralis (African cotton leafworm) is the source of this 1322-nucleotide messenger RNA. The record is from the annotation of a GenBank genome assembly. NCBI's taxonomy places the organism in Eukaryota, Metazoa, Arthropoda, Insecta, Lepidoptera, Noctuidae.